AUGGCCAAGAAGUAUGAAGCACCUGCUAUCGGAAUCGACCUUGGCACCACCUAUUCUUGCGUAGCUGUGUGGCAGAAUAAUAACAAUCGAGCUGAGAUUAUCCACAGUGAUCAAGGCAAUAGAACCACACCUUCUUUUGUUGCUUUCACUGAUACACAAAGGUUGAUUGGUGAUGCCGCCAAAAAUCAGGCUGCAUAUAACCCUACCAACACUGUCUAUGAUGCAAAGAGGUUAAUUGGAAGGAAAUAUAGUGAUUCUAUUAUUCAGAAUGAUAUAAAGUUGUGGCCCUUUAAGGUCAUUGCUGGUGCUGAUGACACUCCCAAGAUCCUUGUUAAGUACAAGGGUGAAGAGAAGUGCUAUGUUGCAGAGGAAAUAUCAUCUAUGAUCCUCUCAAAGAUGCAGGAUAUUGCAGAGAGAUUUUUGGAAUUACCUGUAAAGAAUGUGGUGAUUACUGUGCCUGCUUAUUUUAAUGAUUCUCAGCGAAAAGCCACCAAAGAUGCUGGCCUUAUUGUUGGCCUUAAUGUAAUGCGAAUAAUCAAUGAACCAACUGCUGCUGCACUUGCAUAUGGCAUUCAAAAGAGAGGUGAUUUUGUUGGAAAACGAAAUGUAUUCAUCUUUGAUCUUGGUGGUGGCACUUUUGAUGUGUCUCUUCUCACACUUGAGGGUAAUAGCUUUGAAGUAAAGGCCACUGCUGGCGAUACUCAUUUAGGAGGAGUGGACUUUGAUAACAGAAUGGUAUACCACUUUGUUGAACAGUUAAAGAGAAAGAAUAAUGUUGACAUUAGUGGGAACCCAAAAGCUUUAAGGAAGCUGAGAACUGCUUGUGAGAGGGCAAAGAGGGCACUUUCGUUUGACAUUGAGGCCGCAAUUGACAUAGAGUUCCAGGGUAUUGACUUCUUUUCAUUAGUUACUCGAGCCAAAUUUGAGCAAAUCAACAUGGAUCUCUUUGAAAAAUGUAUGCAGAUUGUUGGGAGUUGUCUACGCGAUGCUAACAUGGUCAAGAGUAGUAUAGAUGAUAUUGUCCUUGUCGGGGGUUCUUCUAGAAUUCCCAAAGUGCAGCAGCUAUUGCAAGACUUUUUCAAGGGAAAGGAUUUGUGCAUGAGCAUGAAUCCAGAUGAGGUUGUUGCUUAUGGUGCAGCUGUGCAGGCUGCUUUGCUAAUUGAAGGCAUCGAGAGUGUUCCAAAUUUGGUUUUGCAAGAUAUUACACCAUUGUCAAAUUUGGUUUUGCAAGAUAUUACACCAUUGUCUCUUGGUAUAUUGACAAAAGGCGAUAUCAUGAAUGUGGUGGUUCCUAGGAACACUCCUAUUCCUGUCAAGAUGACAAGGGAAAGAUUUCAAACAAGUGUUGACAACCAAUUUGGCGUCUCAAUUAAUGUGUACGAGGGCGAGAGAAAAAAAGCCAGUGAGAACAACUUGCUGGGUUUGUUUGGUCUCAUAGUUCCCCGUGCUCCUCGUGGCCUUAGUAUUAAAGUAAGCUUUGCUAUAGAUGCAGAUGGUAUACUAAAUGUAACUGCUGAGGAAGAAACAUCGGGAAGUAAGAAAGAGAUUACAAUAACAAAUGAAAAUGGAAGACUGUCAACUGAAGAAAUUGAGAGAAUGAUCCAAGAAGCUGAGGGUUUUAAGGUUGAAGAUAUGAAGUUCCAAGAGAAAGCUAGGGCAAUGAAUGCUCUGGACAAUUAUCUUUACAAGAUGAGUAAAGUAAUGAAAGAUGAAAGUGUUAGUUCCAUGCUGACUCCUGCAGACAAAAUGAAGAUCAAUUCUGCAAUUAUGAGCGGAAAAAAUUUGAUUGAUAAUCAGUGCAACCAACACCAAGAAACAUGUGUGUUUGUGGACUUCAUGAAGGAGCUUGAAAGCAUAUUUGAAUCCAUGUUGAACAAGAUCAACAAAGGGUUCUUACUCUUAUGA
Vicia faba (fava bean) is the source of this 1905-nucleotide messenger RNA. Lineage: Eukaryota; Viridiplantae; Streptophyta; Magnoliopsida; Fabales; Fabaceae. The record is from the annotation of a GenBank genome assembly.